This is a messenger RNA of Lampris incognitus (smalleye Pacific opah), 1143 nucleotides long. RefSeq names its product HLA class II histocompatibility antigen, DQ beta 1 chain-like. Gene Ontology annotation, molecular function: MHC class II protein complex binding. The coding region runs from base 1 to 1143 and encodes 380 amino acids. The record is from RefSeq and is a predicted model, not a curated record. NCBI's taxonomy places the organism in Eukaryota, Metazoa, Chordata, Actinopteri, Lampriformes, Lampridae. Gene Ontology annotation, cellular component: MHC class II protein complex; membrane. Gene Ontology annotation, biological process: antigen processing and presentation of exogenous peptide antigen via MHC class II; immunoglobulin production involved in immunoglobulin-mediated immune response; immune response. The transcript is spliced from 6 exons.
AUGAAUGAUGGUCAGGUUAUUGGCAACCUGAAGAAAGUUGCUAACCUACUGCGGGCAGAGAUCCUGCAAAAGCGCAGCUGGUCAUUUGCCGGGAUAUUUGACAACUUUAAGAAUCCCUCUUUACUCCAAUUCUUCCUAAGUCACCUCCUCUUUGACAGUCAUGUUGUCAAAGUGUUUGGAAUGCGGGAUGAAGAAGCAGACAAAACUGUUGAUGUUGCAUGCCAGUUUCUAGUCCAGAACACUCGCACUGAUCGUCAGGUGAAACAUCAGCCAAAGAAAGACGAUGCCUUUCGGCAAAAUGUCCAAACGCCCCUCUCAAUCGGACUGCCCCUUGCUAUCCACUCUAGAGUGCGUGACAAAAUCCUUGUCCAGAACCCCUCAGAUGUCUACAUUGGGAGUGACUGCUUGAAGAUCCUUGACUUAGAAAAAAUUUCUCUUUCUCUUCCAGAUGCGUUUUUGUGGUAUUACCUGGACAUAUGUGUGUUCACCUCCUCUGAGCUUCCUGACAUAGAGUACAUACUCUCUGCUUAUUUCAAUAAGAUAGAAUAUUUCAGGUUUAACAGCACUGUGGGGAAGUGGGUUGGAUAUGAUGAGUUUGGUAUCUAUACCGCAGAGUUCCUUAACAACGAUCCUGCAGAGAUGGCAGGAAGGAGAGCAGUGAAAGAGACGUACUGCAAACCUAAUAUAGAGAUACGGUACCAAGAUGCACUGGAUAAGACAGCUGAGCCCAGUGUGAGACUGACUUCAGUGACGCCCCCUAGUGGCCGACAUCCGGCCAUGCUGAUGUGCAGUGUCUACAACUUCUACCCCAAAUACAUCAGUGUCACCUGGCUGAGAGACGGACAGCCGGUGACCUCUGACGUCACUUCCACCGAUGAGCUGGCAAAUGGUGAUUGGUACUACCAGAUCCACUCCUACCUGGAGUACACGCCCAGGUCUGGAGAGAAGAUCACCUGCAUGGUGGAACACGCCAGUUUCCCCUCUCCUAAGAAAGUGGACUGGAAUCCCUCCAUGUCACAAUCAGACAGAAACAAGAUCGCCAUCGGAGCGUCAGGUCUGCUUCUGGGUUUGAUUUUGUCUUUGGCAGGUCUGAUCUACUACAAGAGGAAGGCCAGAGGGCGUGUUCUGGUUCCAACCAGCUGA